Carica papaya (papaya) is the source of this 1815-nucleotide messenger RNA. RefSeq names its product PHD finger protein-like protein. Gene Ontology annotation, cellular component: cytoplasm. Lineage: Eukaryota; Viridiplantae; Streptophyta; Magnoliopsida; Brassicales; Caricaceae. The record is from RefSeq and is a predicted model, not a curated record. Gene Ontology annotation, molecular function: zinc ion binding; ubiquitin protein ligase activity.
AGAAGCACAGACUUAGCUCAUUGGCGGGAAAAUGUCUGUACUAUCCUUAAUGUCCUUGCAUCCACCCUUCGUAUAAAAUCUAACCCAUAAUACCAGUCCAUAUUUUCUCUCCUUCCCCAUAUCCAUCAAUCCGAAUAACAAUCUAGCCAAUCUUUUUUUAAAGUUUUUUAGUUUCCAUUUCAGUUCUUUUAAGUUUCAGGCGGUGAAGGUCCGAUCCGGAGAUUGUUAUUGGUUCCAUCUAUUUUGAUCAAAAUGUCUGGUGGCGGGUUCGAGGAGGAAGCUGAGGAGACUGUGUCAAUUAACGAGUACAUCCAAAAUAUGGAAGACGAGGAGCUAGAAGCUGAUUUGGUUUUGGGCGGAGAUGAGGGUGAUGAGUGUACCUAUGCUAAGGGCUAUAUGAAGAGGCAAGCAAUUUUCUCAUGCUUGACAUGCACACCAGAGGGGAAUGCUGGAGUUUGCACUGCUUGCUGCUUGUCUUGUCACGAUGGCCAUGAGGUUUUGGAGCUUUGGACCAAGAGAAAUUUUAGGUGUGACUGUGGAAAUUCAAAAUUUGGGGUGUUCUCCUGCAAGCUCUUUCCAAGUAAAGAUGCAGAAAAUCCUGAGAACUCAUAUAACCAUAACUUCAAAGGUUCAUACUGCAGUUGCAAUCGGCCCUAUCCAGAUCCAGAUGCUGAAGAACAAGCAGAAAUGAUACAGUGCUGCAUGUGUGAGGAUUGGUUUCAUGGGGAGCAUAUAGGUCUUAAAUCCUCUGAUAAGCAGAUUCCAAGGGAUGAGGAAGGAGAGCCCCUUUAUGAGGAUUUUAUUUGCAAUGUGUGUUCUCCUGUUUGCUCUUUUCUAAUGUCAUAUCCUGAAACCAUAUGGGCUACAGGUGGACAGUGUGUUGCCUUGACUGAUGCUGGUAAAGACAAAAAUGUAUUGGAAGACAUCCCAUCCUCAUGUGGAUCUGGAAAGCUUGAGGAUGGUGUUUGCACACCGAGUUCUCCUGGAAAGGAUAAGGGGAUAACCAAUGCUAAUCCUGAAUCCACAUCUUGUGGGAGUAAAUCUGUUAUUGGAGAAAGUUCUGAGGAGAAAAUUAGCUCCAAUGACCAUCCAUAUGUCUCCUGUGUUCUUGGAGUCAAUAAGGUGCCUGCUUCCCCUGAUUCGGAGAGUAAACCAUUUUUUCUUUCAAAAAACUGGAGGGAUGUUCUCUGCAGAUGUGAGAAAUGCUUAAACAUGUAUAACCAGAAGCAUAUAAGUUAUUUACUGGAUAAAGAAGAUACCAUUGCUGAGUAUGAGAAAAGGGCAAAGCAGAAGAGGGUAGAAAAGUUGCAGCAACAGGAGGGUGAUGCACUAAGUUUUUUUAAUAAUCUUGGUCAUGUGACUAAAAUGGAGAUAUUGAAUGGCAUUCAAGACUUUACUGAGGAGUUUCGUGGCUUCCUGGGAUCUGUUGACCCAUCAAAGACAGUCACAGCUGCUGAUAUUCACCAGCUCUUUGAGAAUCUUAAAAACAAGCGUAGGCGCAUGUAGAGUGAGUUCUGCCGGAUCUAUAUGCACCUUUGUUGGACGGACCCUUCAGUAGUUGGUUUUUGAAACUGAUCUUUGGUUGAAAUCGGUAGAAGAUAUGGAAAGAGUUAGGUUCUUUGAAGUUUAAAAAUUCUGAUGAAUGGAACAUUUUGCUAUCUAAAUUAUGUUUGAAGCUGAUCUUAGGUUGAGAAACAGAUGAGUAACUCUUUCGAGUUAGAAACAGCUGCUUGUAUGAGCUGGGAUGAACUAUUCCUUACUGUAAAUUAUGUGUUCAUUCCUAAGUUAACAGGCACUUUUCCUUAUGUCAUUAAA